AUGGGACAUUGCAUCAAUAGCCGCCGCCACUGUACAUUGUACACACCCGGGAAUACCAAGAAUAUUGCACAUGCUCGUCGAGUCAAGACAGCGAUCCUGCAAGCGAGAACCUUCAAAGCACGCAACAACGAUGCUCUGACGGCAAGGGAGGUUAUGCGUAAAGCUAGCUAUAGCUUUUCGAUUCUCAAGGGGAUUAUGUAUGGUAUACUCAGACCAGAUGAAAGACUGUUCCGGCGUUUAACAAAUGCGUACACCGAUGGACGGAUAUUCUCCGUCGAACUUGUCGCUGCGGUCACCCGCCAGAACUCUUUUGUGGGCAAGAUGUACGACCUGAAAUGGACACAGCCUGGUGCAUUUGAGACAAUUGACGAGGAGGUCGUUCUCUGGCAUGCAAUCGCCCGUUACCAUGCCUUCCUAGACCUCAUGUCUGGCUUGCCCAUACAUUUCCUAGUACCGACCUUGGACAUCGACCUAGCCUGGCACACACACCAGUUACGCUCUUAUGAUUACUACUACGAUACGAAGAAAUACGUCGGCUCCUUCAUCGAUCAUGAUGAUAAAGUUGAAGAAACCCAUCUUUCCAACUCUUUUGACACCACCGCCUCGGCCUGGCGCUCCCGCUUCUUCGGUGUCCAAUACACAUACUGUUAG
Mycena indigotica is the source of this 651-nucleotide messenger RNA. RefSeq lists its product as uncharacterized. The coding region runs from base 1 to 651 and encodes 216 amino acids. NCBI's taxonomy places the organism in Eukaryota, Fungi, Basidiomycota, Agaricomycetes, Agaricales, Mycenaceae. The transcript is spliced from 5 exons. The record is from RefSeq and is a predicted model, not a curated record.